AUGGUUGACGACGAGUCCAUCACAUCCAUCAAGCUACGCCAACAGUUCCAGCACCACAGACCUGACGACUUCGACGACUUCAAGACUCAAUAUUGGCACUUACACCAAGCUCCCCUCGUCCCCUCGAACCAGAGUCCAGCUUCGCCCGCCAUGAAGCCCGUCGUCGGAGCCUUUCAAGCUUGGUCUUGUUUCGUCCUGUCGAUAUUCGCCAUCAUAAUCCUGUCAAUCCUGGGCCUUGUCUACAAGAACGGCCACGAGGAGUUCGUCGGGGGCAUCGAUGACCCCGAAGACGGAUCGGCCGUAGCUUCCACCAUCUUCGUUGCUGUCUUCGUAUACAUCGGCUUCCUGGUCUGCUGUGGCCUCCAAGGCCUUCUGCACAUGCGAGAGAGUCGACGAGGCGCGAUCGCGCUGUAG
Diaporthe citri is the source of this 414-nucleotide messenger RNA. RefSeq lists its product as uncharacterized. The transcript is spliced from 3 exons. Bases 1 to 414 code for a protein of 137 amino acids. The record is from RefSeq and is a predicted model, not a curated record. Lineage: Eukaryota; Fungi; Ascomycota; Sordariomycetes; Diaporthales; Diaporthaceae.